GUGGACCCCAUACCUCGUCUUCCUCUCUCUCUCUCUCUCUCUCUCUCUCCUCUUCUUUUAUGGCUUUCGCCUCUCACCUCCAAGAGCGAUAGAGAGGCUUCUCGUCGCCAAUCACCACCAAAUCGAUCCCUACUGCUCAUCUUGUAUCUGAGAAUAACCCAUUGCAGACCCUUUCAAUUGUUCUCUAUCUUGUUCUUCUGACUCGGUUUGAAGGAUUUCCAGAUCUGAGCGCCGGGAGCUGAUCAGUUAAGAUUUUCCUAGAUUUUGUCCUGGUGGAAAGCAAUUAGACGGCAAAAGGGCUGGGAUCGGGUGAGUGGGAUUUGAAGGCGGAAAAAGGUGGAGAAGGAGGAGAAAGGAGCAAAGUGUUUGCAUUUUGGGAAGCCAGUGAAGUGCUUGGAGUUGAUGUCGAGAACUCGGAGGCGGGUGUGGGUGAGAUGAGGGAUGUUAGAACUGUUGAUGAACUUCCUGAGAGCCUGCUGGUGGCCGUCGUCUGAGCGCUAUGUCCAUGCCGGCACCGACGCGGCCGGGCGGCAGGAUGGGCUGCUAUGGUACAAGGACUUGGGGCAGCACAUCACUGGGGAGUUCUCCAUGGCUGUUGUUCAAGCAAACAACUUGCUUGAGGACCAGAGCCAGAUCGAGUCCGGCCCCCUCAGCACCCUCGAGUCUGGACCGUAUGGCACGUUUGUUGGCAUCUACGAUGGCCAUGGAGGCCCAGAGACAUCCAGAUACAUAAAUGAUCAUCUCUUCCAGCAUCUCAAAAGGUUUGCAUCUGAGAAUCAGUCAAUUUCAACUGAUGUCAUCAAGAAAGCUUACCAAGCAACAGAAGAGGGUUUCCACUCCCUGGUUACUAAGCAGUGGCCCAGUAAACCACAAAUAGCUGCUGUUGGCUCUUGCUGUCUGGUUGGUGUAAUCUGUGGUGGAACUUUAUAUGUGGCUAACCUUGGAGAUUCGCGGGCGGUUCUAGGGAGGCUUGUAAAGGCAACAGGAGAGGUUCUGGCAGUACAGUUGUCAGCAGAGCAUAAUGCAUGCUUUGAGUCUGUCAGACAAGAAUUGCAAUCGUUGCAUCCAGACGAUUCACAAAUUGUCGUUUUGAAGCAUAAUGUUUGGCGUGUUAAGGGUCUCAUCCAGGUCUCCAGAUCAAUUGGUGAUGUGUAUCUAAAGAAAGCAGAGUUCAAUCGGGAACCAUUGUUGGCAAAGUUUCGCCUUCGGGAGCCUUUGAAAAGGCCGAUACUUAGUGCUGAACCAGCAAUUUCAGUGCAAGCAUUACAGCCUCAUGAUCAAUUUCUUAUAUUUGCUUCUGAUGGGUUAUGGGAGCACCUUAGCAAUCAGGAAGCAGUUAACAUUGUACAAAAUCAUCCUCGCAGUGGAAGUGCUCGGCGACUUGUGAAAGCUGCACUUCAGGAAGCAGCAAAGAAGAGAGAAAUGCGGUACUCAGAUCUCAAAAAGAUUGACCGUGGUGUUCGCCGACAUUUCCAUGAUGACAUUACCGUUAUUGUCCUCUUUCUCGAUGCAAACCUUAUUAGCAGGGCCAGCACAUGCAAGGGUCCAACCCUAUCACUUCGAGGUGGCGGUAUCAAUCUCCCCGCAAACUCUCUAGCACCUUGCACAACCCCUACAUAACAUGGUUCUUCAUGAAACGAGCUCAACUCUAUUCUCAUCCUGUUGUAUUAAAUUAUAUAGUCCUGCAUAUGGACUUCCAUGUUCAUGCUCUGCAUAUUUGUAUUUUUCUUUCUCCAUAUAUACAUAUAUAUAUAUAUGGUUUCCAGAUCUACUUAAAUGUAACAUUUUCAUGCAGAAAAAAUCAGUUGAUCGCUCUGUGUGUCUUUCAGUGCUUU
This is a messenger RNA of Dioscorea cayenensis subsp. rotundata (Guinea yam), 1835 nucleotides long. RefSeq names its product probable protein phosphatase 2C 60. Bases 442 to 1620 code for a protein of 392 amino acids. The transcript has 6 exons. The record is from RefSeq and is a predicted model, not a curated record. Gene Ontology annotation, biological process: protein dephosphorylation. Lineage: Eukaryota; Viridiplantae; Streptophyta; Magnoliopsida; Dioscoreales; Dioscoreaceae. Gene Ontology annotation, molecular function: cation binding; protein serine/threonine phosphatase activity.